GCCGCAAGCGCGCUUCGGUUGUUCCACAAGUGGUCGACGAUGUUGUCCCAGGUUUCGGCAGGGAAUGGCCCACCCGGUGUGGCCUUCAUCGACAUGGCUUGUGCCUAAAACUAACGUCAGGUUCUGCAAACAGGAGUGCUUCAAAGCAUUGAAAGCAAUGAGCAUCGUUGACUUACAAAAAUUGGCGUUGCCCAAACGUCGCCCCGUUUGGUGUCCUUGUCCUUGCACCUAAGCGUGGCAAGUAAUCAACACGUCGUCUUCUCGUCCUGUGUUA
Fomitopsis serialis is the source of this 274-nucleotide messenger RNA. RefSeq lists its product as uncharacterized. Lineage: Eukaryota; Fungi; Basidiomycota; Agaricomycetes; Polyporales; Fomitopsidaceae. The record is from RefSeq and is a predicted model, not a curated record. The transcript has a single exon. The coding region runs from base 65 to 232 and encodes 55 amino acids.